CUAGUCUUUGUGCUUUCUUGCUCGCGGCACUCGCCACUUGCAGAUCCGUUUGCAAUGGCCCAGCAGCAGCAACAACUGUGCGCACAUCACCAGAGGAGCUUUGUUCUCAACCGCAAGACGCCGACCAUAUCUGAGAACGGAGGCGGCGAGGAGCCCGAAGUGGAAGCCGCCCACUCGAGCCGCCCAACCCUGCUGGAAUUGGCUCUGCACAACUCGAGCCAGCGCUUCUGGGCGCAGCAGGACGUGAUUUCGCCAUUGUUGUCCGCGGGAACGGCGACGACGGCCGCCCCCGCGGGUCGUUCGCAGAGGUCGUUCAGUCUGCCCUUCAUCCAGAAACCCUGCAUCGAGGGCGAGACGUUUUCACGCAAGCUCGGCGUGGACGCGCUUUUCACCACAAUUUCUGCCCUUUAUGGAAAGCUGCUGGUCGUCAUGGGGAUCGCUUUCCCGAUGGCCGAGGUUAUUUCCACCAACGUCCCCGUUUCGUAUUACGAGGGCUUUUACCUCUACCUUUAUUUUGUAAGCCUGAUUUUCCUUUUCUGCAUGUACUGCACCUCUUUCUCGACGUCCCGCUCUUUGAAAUCAAUUUCUGGCCAAAGAAAGUUUUUCGGCGAAUCAGCCCGGACGCCCGAUGACGAGGAAAGUGACGGGGCCACGCAGCAAAAAUUGUUGAGACUACCAAGAAAACAGACCAGAUACGGCAGCUUUUAUCUGAGGAUGGGUGCUGUUGCAUUCGGCAUUGGAAGCAUGAUAUAUUCUGGACUGGAGUUUGGUCAGUACUUUGAGCUGAAGAAAAACACAAAAUGUCACAACGUUUACCUGGCGAUUACCCCAAUCACAAGGAUGGCAUUCAUCAUUGCUCAGAUGAUGUUUAUUUUCAUGAAAAAUAUCCACUUUGAAUCUAGACCCCAGCUAAGAUUAGUCCUGCGAUUUGGACUGAUGCACAUGAUCGCCACGAAUCUUUGCGUGUGGUUAAACGUCUUGAUCCAAGAGACAAAGCACGAAAUUUUGACCUUCUAUGACCCAAACAAUUCCAACGCAAAUGCAUCAGUUUUCAUGCAAAAUGAGUCUCUGGUCGUGGAAAGAGAGAAAAGAGGCCUCGUCGGUAGGCACGACCUCUUCGAGUGCAGACGGACCAACAUCAUGGGUUCGUUGGUGCAAAACGCGAGUCCUUUUCUCUUUCCGUGCACCAUCGAGUACAGUCUGAUCUGCGCCGUGAUCCUGUACGCCAUUUGGAAAAGCGUGGCGUCUGGGCCCGGCGAGCCGUCUUCAGGACGCAACCUGAGGUCCGGCGUCCGAUCUGCGGGCAAGAUCGUGAGUCACCAGGCGUCGCAGCAUUUUUCCGUCGACUGCGCCAACGCGCACCGCGGCCUCUUCAGCGGCAUUCUGGUGCUCGUGUUCACCAUCAUUUCGCUCAUCAUGUUCUUUGUGCUGCUCAAAGAAGAGGAGUUCGCGCUCAUUGCGGUUUACGAGUUCAAUAUUUGCGAACUCACUCUCUAUGUGACCACUACAAUUGCCUGCCUCUGCUGCAUGUUCCAGAUGAGGAACCUCAAAUAUGAUUUGCGUCGGACUUUAGAUCUUGAUAACAUCCUUUUAAUCAUCGCCCAGUCGGGUCUGUACAUUUACAGCAUGUUCUCAAUAAUCGCUGGCUUUUUCUCUGUUGAUGUAACUCGUCCCGGAAUUUUGACCACGGCCUCAUUUUCUCUCAUCCAAACAACCUGCCAGACGAUAUUUGUCUUGGACGCCUGGUGGAAAAGAUGUUCAACCGCGCAAGACAUUCGUCGCAAACCAGGUCGCCAGCUGGUGACUUUCAUGUUGGUGACCAACAUGGCCAUGUGGACGGUGAAUCGGCUGGAAAACACGCGGGCCGAUUUCCACCCUGUGGAGCUGCGCUUCUACGGCGUCUGGGCGUGGACCAUAAUAACUCAUGUCAGCAUGCCGCUGGCAAUUUUCUACAGAUUCCACUCGACAGUUUGCCUCUGCGAAAUUUGGAAGAGCACUUACAAGAUGAGACUGGUGCCUUAAGUGAGGUGCGCUGUCUGGCUUUACAGCCACUAUGGCGUUUUUUGCGACGCAAUACAAUGGCCCUAAAGUCUACGAUUUAAUAUGAUGCUUAUUCUUUUGUAAAAUGUAAUUUUUAUAUUGAGACGAAAAUUUAUUAAAAAGAUUAAUUUUUUCCAUCCAAAAUCUUUGUUUCUCAGAGCAUAAAUGAAACGAAUUGCGUGGGAAGAUGAGUUGUUGGGAAUCAAAGAGAACAGCGUGACUUCUUUCCCUUUGCAUCUCUCGAGCUUGGAGUUAUAUUUCCCGAGAACCCAGACACACAAAGAGAUUUUCCCUCUGUUGUUGUAUUUUUAGCAUUCA
Molecule: messenger RNA, 2358 nt
Organism: Neocloeon triangulifer
Lineage: Eukaryota; Metazoa; Arthropoda; Insecta; Ephemeroptera; Baetidae
Product: proton channel OtopLc-like
Exons: 11
Coding region: 55-2022 (655 amino acids)
Biological process (GO): proton transmembrane transport
Cellular component (GO): membrane
Molecular function (GO): proton channel activity
Source: RefSeq, a predicted model, not a curated record